Molecule: messenger RNA, 2984 nt
Organism: Plectropomus leopardus (leopard coralgrouper)
Lineage: Eukaryota; Metazoa; Chordata; Actinopteri; Perciformes; Serranidae
Source: RefSeq, a predicted model, not a curated record
CUUUGACGUCGCAGCGGUUUAAACUCGUUUCCGCCGCUUCUUGUUUCACUAUGUGACUCCUGAGAGGAGGAAAACUCAGCAGAAGGUGUUAUGAACAGCUAUGAGGUCAUCUGUCAGAUUGGGGAGGGUGCGUUUGGUAAAGCCUUCCUGGUUCAGGACAGAAAGGCGGGUGGAGACAAACAGUGUGUCGUCAAACAGAUCGACCUCAGAAAGAUGUCGGCGAGAGAAAAGGAAGCAUCCAAGAAAGAAGUGACGCUGCUGUCCACGAUGAAACACCCCAACAUCGUCUCCUUCAUCACCUCCUUUCAAGAGGGGGGCAGCCUGUACAUCGUGAUGGAGUACUGUGACGGAGGAGAUCUGAUGAAGAGGAUCACCCUGCAGAGAGGAGUCUUCUUCACUGAGCAGCAGGUGGUGGACUGGUUCGUUCAGAUCUGCCUCGGCCUCAAACACAUCCACGACCGGAAGAUCCUCCACAGAGACAUCAAAUGUCAGAAUAUCUUCCUCACCAACGGAGGGAUGAAAGCGAAGCUGGGGGACUUUGGAAUCGCAAGAAUGUUGAAUAACACCAUGGAGCUGGCCAGGACUUGUGUUGGGACUCCGUACUACCUCUCCCCGGAGAUCUGUGAGAGUCGACCCUACAACAACAAGACGGAUAUCUGGUCUCUGGGCUGCGUCCUGUAUGAACUCUGCACCCUGAGGCAUCCAUUUGAGGGCAGCAGUCUGCGGCAGCUGGUCAGUAAAAUCUGCAGGGGGCGCUACAACCCGAUACCCAGCCGCUACUCCCACGACCUCCGCCUGCUGCUCACCCAGCUCUUCAAGGUGAACCCUCGGGACCGUCCCUCCGUCACCUCUGUCCUCAGGCGUCCCUUCCUGGAGAAGCACAUCAGCAAACACCUGGAGCCUCAGGUGAUGCAGGAGGAGUUCAGUUACACGGUGCUGCAUCGACACCGAGCCGCAGCGUCUCAGGCUCCUAAAACCAGAGCGGCAGCUGCAGCAGAGAAGAAACUGAAGCUGAGUCCUGCAGAGAGACCUGGAGCGGCUGUGAAGAGACUACCUGUUAAACCAGACUGGAGGGUCCCGCUCAGAGUCUACAGCCCUGCAAACCACAAGCCUGUCCAUCACAGAGCCGCAGACAGAGACGCUGCAGCGCCGCAGAACCACAGGUUUAACGGGCAGCAGCCUGUCGGUCUUUACCAGCACCACUACGCCCAGCUAGACGCCCUGCAGAGGAGGAACAAGGAGGACGCCCUUCCUCCUCCUCCUCCUCCUCCUCAGGAGAGAGAGGUGGAGCGGUGUGAAGACCUCACUGUUGAACCCUACCAGCUUGUGGCUGCAGCUCGUAAUGAAUACCUGCAGAGGAGACACGAGGCCAACCAGUACAAACUGAGAGCAGAGAAACAGCUGGGUCUGCGUCCGUGCACAGCUGAGCGCCACAGGAAGCCCGGCGGGCAGGAGCAGGACGUGGGACAGCCUGGACACACACCUCAGGACAGGAGACAGGAGGGACAGCAGGAGUACCUGCGUCAGCUGGAGCUCAUCAGACUGCAGUAUCAGCAGGAGAUGAGACAGAUGAGACAGAGAGCUGAAGUUCAGCCUCAGCAACAACACAAACACGAGACCUUUGUGGUGGAGAAACCCAGAGAGCCGAGAGCCUCACCUGCACAGGACGUUGAAGCCGCUCUGAGGCACAUCAGAGAGGAGAGCAGAGACCAGACGAGAGCGCCGGAGAGGAAACACAAUGACAAGAAGGGAAUCAUGUUUGAGAUCCGUUUGGAUGAUGGAGGGAUGAAAGAAGAAGCAGAGAAAGAGGCGAGAGGAGAGGAAGAGGAGGAGGAGGAGGUGGACCCUCUGAACCGGACGCUGAGCUUCCUGGAGGGGGAGGAGUUGAAGCUCAGGGAUUGGUCAGAGGUGAGGGGGGGGUGGAGCCAAAGGACUCCUCGAACUCUGCUAGACGCCCUCGCCAACAUGGACGUGAACUCCGUCUACAACACGGCGGUCGAGGCUGAACCAGGUGAGGAGGCGGCACGUCGCCGGCAGUGGGAGGACGAUCCUCCCAACACCCUGCUGAACGCUCUCGCUCAGGCUGAACUCACGUCAUCGACGCUGGACUCAGUGACUGCAGAUGCAGAAGAGGAGGAGGAAAAAGAGGAGAGGAAGGAGGACGAGGACUCUGAUGUGGAGAUGGAUGAGGAGCGUCUGGAGCCGAGGUCAGACGAUGACGACACGAACUUUGAGGAGUCGGAGGACGAGCUGAGGGAGGCGGUGGCAGACUCCAUGAAGAACCUGUUUGUGAUGGAGGACGACAGCUCGGACGAGGCGGAGCGCACAGAGGAGACGGCGGCGGCCGGCGGUGACGGGACAGAGGAGCAGGAGGAGGACGAAGGAGCCGUGGCGAGUGCCGCAGGCUCUCAACACACCCGGCCGGAGGUCAGCGGCGUUUCCUGUGAGGCUGAAGAGCGAGACGGUCAGUCCGAUACUUCAGACGAUAACAACACUUCCAAUAAGCAGCAGCAGACGACAUGAGCGCUCACAUUCAACCUUUUAUUCUGAGACAUUCAGACGGCAGCAACUGUCUUUGUAAAGGAAUAUUUCACCCCAAAACAUUUUGAAUGUACAUUUAAAAUAGCAUUUUAAAUAGCACUCAUCUAUUGCUUAACAAAGCAUUUUCAGAUCAGUGUCCCCCAGAGGAAUUUUGUGUCACGGGGGAAAUGCUUUGUUUGGAAAAAGUUCAGUACAAAAAAGUUUCUGAUCUGAACAGAUACAAGACACUUGAUAAUGCUGCACAGGGACUUUUCAAGCGUUUUUGGACGUUGUAUGGCUGUCUUUAGGCCUCCGUUGAAGACUGUGUGCACUCACAUGCUCUCAUUCUUGAGCCGCUCCUGUAAAAUCCUGUAAAAAAGUGAAGGAUUUUGACUGUCGAACAGCUGAGUGUUUGACAGGCACAGCAUUUCAUCAUGGUGGAUCAGUCAGCUGAUGGUCCGACA